Molecule: messenger RNA, 1221 nt
Organism: Sporothrix brasiliensis 5110
Lineage: Eukaryota; Fungi; Ascomycota; Sordariomycetes; Ophiostomatales; Ophiostomataceae
Product: CCR4-NOT transcription complex subunit 9
Exons: 3
Coding region: 1-1221 (406 amino acids)
Biological process (GO): mRNA catabolic process; negative regulation of translation
Cellular component (GO): P-body; CCR4-NOT core complex; CCR4-NOT complex
Source: RefSeq, a predicted model, not a curated record
AUGAUGCCGAACGCGCACCUCUACGGAGGUCAUCACCAGCAAUACACGCCUCAGGACUCGGCGUGGAUGCACCCGCAUCACCAGCAGCAAGCAGCCGUCGCCGCCGCCCAGCAGCAGCAGCAGCAGCAGCAGCAGCAACAGCAGGCGCAGCAACAGCAGGCGCAGCACCAGCACCAGCACCAACAGCAGCAAGCACACCAACAGCAGCAACAACACCAGCAACACCAGCAGCAGCAGUACAGCCACAUUGCCAACCGGCAACACGGCGCGGCGGGCGCGCUGGGCGGUGUGGGCGUCAAUGCCGGUGUCGGUGCUGGUGCCGUGGCCCCUGGCGUCGGCCAUGGCGGUCCCGACGGCGCGCUCGACGGCGUGUCGGAGGACAACCGCCGCACGAUGAGCUACAUUGCCGACUUGCUGAACGAGAACACGCGGGAGGCGGCCCUGCUGGAGCUCAGCAAAAAGCGCGAACAGGUGCCGGAGCUGGCCCUUAUAUUGUGGCAUUCAUUUGGCGUCAUGACCUCGUUGAUUCAGGAGAUCAUUUCGGUGUACUCGCUUCUUAAUCCGUCGCAGCUCACCGCGGCUGCAUCGAACCGUGUCUGCAACGCGCUGGCGCUCCUCCAGUGCGUGGCCUCGCACAACGACACGCGCACGCUGUUCCUGAGCGCGCAUAUCCCCCUCUUCCUCUACCCGUUCCUCAACACGACGUCCAAGUCGCGGCCGUUCGAAUACCUUCGCUUGACAAGUCUUGGCGUCAUCGGAGCGUUGGUUAAGAAUGACUCCUCCGAGGUGAUCAAUUUCUUGUUGACGACCGAGAUCAUCCCUCUGUGUCUCCGCAUCAUGGAGACCGGCUCGGAGCUUAGCAAGACGGUGGCCAUCUUCAUCGUCCAAAAGAUCCUUCUCGACGACAACGGCCUCAACUACAUCUGCGCCACCUACGAGCGCUUCUACGCCGUCGGCACCGUCCUCAGCAACAUGGUUGGACAGCUGGUCGAGCAGCAGACGGCCCGCCUUCUCAAGCAUGUCGUGCGCUGCUUCCUGCGCCUGUCCGACAACGCCCGCGCCCGCGAGGCCCUACGCCAGUGCCUCCCCGAACCGCUACGUGACGCGACCUUCUCGUCCGUCCUUCGCGACGACGCGGCCACUAAGCGCUGCCUAGCUCAGCUGCUGAUCAACCUGUCCGAUAACAUUGUUGAUGCGGGAUCCGGCCACCCUUCCAUCUAG